AUGACCGAUUACAGCGGAUGGAGCCGAGAGAGCUUGAUUAAGAGAAUUCAUGAGUUGGAAAGAGAUCAUCCAGAGGAUAUCAGAAAGCGUAAAAGGAGAGAACAAAGAGACAUAGAUUUUUCCAAGUAUCGAACACGAUUGAUCGGAUUGAAGUUUGCGUAUUUGGGAUGGGACUACCAGGGACUUGCUAUUCAAGGACUACCUACAGAGCUUCCUACCGUAGAGGAGAAGAUAGUGGAGGCAUUGCAGCAAGUGAGAUUGGUGAAAUCUUGCGAUACUUCAGAAUUUGAGUUCAGUCGAUGUGGUAGAACUGAUAAAGGAGUCAGUGCUAUGAACCAGGUUAUUUCAUUGAAAGUGAGGUCGAAUUUGACAGAGGAGGAAUUGGCAGAUCCGGCCAAUGAUGCUAAAGAGCUUGAUUAUAUAAAGAUGUUGAAUCACGUUCUUCCGCCAGAUAUUCGUUUCCAUGCGAUCUGUUUGCGUCCUCCUGUGGGUUUUGAUGCACGAUUCAGUUGUAAAUGGAGACAAUACAAGUAUAUCUUCAAUGGAGAAGCAUUGGAUAUUGAUAAGAUGAAGCAUGCGGCACAAUUUUUUAUGGGACAGCAUGAUUUUAGGAACUUUUGUAAGAUCGAUGGUUCCAAGCAGCUUGUCAACUUUACCAGAGAGGUGUUCAAUGUAAGUAUUCAUGAAUUGGACGAUGAACCAGGAUAUUACGUUCUCAAUCUAACAGGAUCUGCAUUCUUAUGGCAUCAGGUUCGUUGUAUGAUGGCUGUUCUUUUUACCAUCGGACAAGGAUUGGAAAGCUGGGAGAUGGUGCCUAGACUAAUGGAUAUCAAGGUUUUUCCCGGACGUCCAGCCUAUAAGUUGGCCCACGAUAUCCCCUUGAUUUUGUACGAUUGUGGAUAUGAUGAGAAAACUGUGGAGUGGACGUCUGGACCAACAAGAAAGUACGUCAGUCACACGGGUUUGAAUGGGGUAGUUAACGAUUACAAAAUCAAAGCUGUUGUUACUGAGUAUCUAGAGAAAGUGGUGAAGAAGAGUAUUCCAGAAAAAAUGGAUAAAGUGAUUGUGAAAUUAGGUGACGGAAUGGGCCAAGUGAUGAGGAGAUUCAUUCCAUAUGAUGAAAAACAGAAACUAGAGAUACCGGAUGUUGCUAAUGCACGUUGGAGGGCUCGGAAAAAAAGGCAUGCAGAACAGAUGGAAGUUGAACCUGAGUCCUUCCAUAAACGUAAACGAGAGACUGUAUCAGAGCUUGACGCUGAUGGAAUUUUGGGAACGGAUGAUUAG
Brettanomyces nanus is the source of this 1284-nucleotide messenger RNA. RefSeq lists its product as uncharacterized. The record is from RefSeq and is a predicted model, not a curated record. Gene Ontology annotation, cellular component: cytoplasm; nucleus. Lineage: Eukaryota; Fungi; Ascomycota; Pichiomycetes; Pichiales; Pichiaceae. The transcript has a single exon. Gene Ontology annotation, molecular function: RNA binding; pseudouridine synthase activity. The coding region runs from base 1 to 1284 and encodes 427 amino acids. Gene Ontology annotation, biological process: tRNA pseudouridine synthesis; mRNA pseudouridine synthesis.